AAACCGGUGCACCAUUGGCUCAAAUGUCACAAUUAGAUUUCUCUUUGACACUCUGUGACAAUCAGCACCCAAACGCUUUCCAACGCACCACGUCCGCCAUUACUUUUCCCUUCAUCUUUGGUUUAGUAGAAAGAAAACAGAAUGGGAAGGCUGUUCGUGAUCACUCUCGAGGGAAGCGUUUAUAGCUGCAAGCACUGCCAAACCCAUCUUGCUCUCCUCGAUGACAUUAUCUCUAAGUCUUUCCACUGCAGGCAUGGAAAGGCUUAUCUCUUUGAUAAGGUUGUGAAUAUCACAGUAGGAGAGAAAGAAGAGCGCAUGAUGAUGACUGGAAUGCACACUGUUGUUGAUAUAUUCUGUGUUGGGUGUGGCUCGAUUGUGGGAUGGAAAUACGAGGCUGCACAUGAGAAGUUACAGAAGUACAAAGAGGGAAAAUUCAUUCUUGAGAGGUUUAAGGUGUUGGGCCCUGAUGGAAGCAAUUACUUGGUGAGUCAGGAAGCUAUGGUUGGUGGAAGUGAUGCUGAUGAUGCUUGAUUGCAAUUCAGUUUGCCAUUUGAUCAAAUGUUUUAAUUGUACAUUCUCUGCAUCUCAUGUGCUUGUUGGCCUGCUAUUUAGGCUCUUAAAUUGGAAUUAUUUUUUCUGUUACAGAACAUUCUUUGCCAAUAGUAUUAUUAGAAUGAUUCCGUUCUUCAAAGUCCGGGUUGCUUUUA
Theobroma cacao (cacao) is the source of this 707-nucleotide messenger RNA. The record is from RefSeq and is a predicted model, not a curated record. NCBI's taxonomy places the organism in Eukaryota, Viridiplantae, Streptophyta, Magnoliopsida, Malvales, Malvaceae.